AUGGUGCUGCUUAUCGAACACCACCAGCCACCGUCGUUUCGUUAUUUUUCACACUGGCCACAUGGGGCGGAAGUAAAACGGGGCAUAGGAUCCUUAGCAGGAUCUCACCCUGGGGAAACCUUGAACGAUAUUCCUCCGUCUUUAAAUUUUCUUUUUUCUUCAUCUUCUGUGAUGCUAGAGAUGAGUAGAUCUCUUCAUGAUGGAUUUUCUUUCUUCAACGAUGCUACUGGUAAUUAUAAUUAUUUGGAAUACAUAGGAGCGUUUCAAUUGAUAUUUAUUACAAAGAAGAAUUUAUUUAUAGUUUAUCCAAUUUUCAGGAACUAUUUAAUAUUCUAUUGUAGAGCUUCACGGACCACUGCGAACAACGCUGGUUUCCGGUUACGGCACUGUCAUCGAUAUUCAUCCGGAGCAUACACCUGUGCCCUGAUUGCGGAAUUACGAUCGACAAUAAUGCAAUUUUCGGUAGGAAACAGGCGAAAUUGCUUCCCUCCACCGAAGUUAAAUAGAAAACUAGGCAGAAGAAGAACUCCAUGAAAAUCUAUGGAACAUCUCUCGUUACAAAACAUCGG
Messenger RNA from Osmia bicornis bicornis, 569 nucleotides. RefSeq lists its product as uncharacterized. Lineage: Eukaryota; Metazoa; Arthropoda; Insecta; Hymenoptera; Megachilidae. The transcript has 2 exons. Bases 1 to 534 code for a protein of 177 amino acids. The record is from RefSeq and is a predicted model, not a curated record.